Funneliformis geosporum is the source of this 240-nucleotide messenger RNA. The record is from the annotation of a GenBank genome assembly. Lineage: Eukaryota; Fungi; Glomeromycota; Glomeromycetes; Glomerales; Glomeraceae.
AUGGGGUUUGCGGUGAAGAAGAGGCGUAGGAAUUGGUGUAGUAUCGUUGAUGGUGAUGGGUGGUGUAGGAUUUUGAAGGAUCAAAAGUUUUACACUUCGAUGGGGAACAAUGUACUGAAUGUAGGAAUGGGACGAAUUCCUGAAAAAGGAUCGGGGGCUUUAUUUCUUAAAGGAUUCGAAAAUGUCGUAACGUUAUCUUCGUUAAUCGAAUAUGAUGUUUUUUUUAACUCUUCAAAAUGA